AUGGAAGACGUGAUUAACCAAAAACCUGGGAUAAUCAGAAGAUCCGUUGGAUGCUUGAAAGAUGUGUAUAAUCAUAAAAACUUUGUCAGAUACUCGUUGUACACUGUUGCUGGCUCUACUACUGUACUAGCUAUUUGGGUCUACUUCCGAAAACGCCAAAAGAAAAAGCCGAUUUCCCUGUCUUCAAUUUCAAAUGACAAUCUCGAUGCAUCUCCCCUUAGAAAAGACGUCCAUGUUUCUCAAAUCAACAGAAGCGCCGGAGAACGACUGUACCUAGAACUUGGUAGUGGAACGUCGCAGGCGAUGAUGUCGAGCUCUGAGAGCUGUUCGAGUUUGACGAAUUCGAUGAGCUCGGAAGAUUUGAACGUCGUGAUUCACGAGUGUCUUUCUCGGGGAUUGAGGGAGCUCAAAAUGGGAUUGGACUUGUCGGGCUACGAUGGAAGCAGAAGUGAAUCAGAAUGCUCAACUCCCGGCUCACUCCGCUCCUCAGGCAGCAACAGAGCUCCUUCAGGACGAAAGCGCGUCAAUUCCCGCCGCAGAAUGGGAAGUAUCAGCAAUUCUAUGUCAAACUCGACGGCUUCGACGACGGAGAUUCUUGAAGAAGUCGCGACUAUUCUAAAAGCGCAACAGCGUAUCGAGCAGAUUAUUGAAUCCGACCCGUGUUUGGCUAGUUCUAGCGACUCGAUCAAGGAAAUUAUUCAACAUGUGAGAACAGAAUCCGAAUCGUCGGGGAAUGAGUCCGUCGCGUCUCAAAGAACUGUCCGUUCUGGCAGAUGGUCGCCAAGCGGUUCUAGCGUCGAUUCUUUCAUGACCGCCGACGAAGACUUCGAACUGACAACCUUUCCAUUCCUUGGCGCGGCGUACGAGCUCGCUGAUGACGACAGAAUUUACACCAGAAAAAUUCGCUACGAACUUUGCGGCGUCAAAACGGAACGAGAAUUCCUCGCAAAGCUGCAUUGCAUCAGAGAAGCGGAGAAGCUUUGGCUCAGUGACAAGGCCUCUCGCGUUUGGUUGAAAGAUGUAACAUGUGUUAUUUUUACUGGCUUGCUGCAAGCUGAUGGUUCUGAUCCCGAACCAUGCCAAGAAAACUUUGAAUCCUUGUGCGACUGGUGCGAGGACAACUACGAAGAAAUGUGCAAAAGUCUUUCGCACAAAGGCAUCUGCGAAAUCUCCAUAUUCGACGUCGUCAUUGAUCUUUGUCUCCUCGAUGGACUAGAUCUUCUUUCCAGCCCUCCAGCAGCCAUGAUGUCCGUCCUUUCAAAUCGCUGGAUGAGCGAUGAUUUCAAGAAGACGGCGAUGACGACAGCCCUUUGGAGCUACAUCAGUCGCUGCAGAUCGGAUCCCGUAAACAACAAUCCGUUCAUGGGUAAACUCCUCGAUUUGGCAAAAACGGUCACUCCUGCAAUCUGCUGGGGGCAAAUGGGACCACAGCGAAAGUUCGGCGAGCUAUUGCGGAGCUUCAAGUCGGAGAUAAUCUCACUCUGCCAAGAUCUUUUCGCCUACCGAGACAGCUGGGGAUCGAAAGAACACUUGUCAAAGGACCUGAGAAACGUCAUCGCAUCAACCUGUCACCGGCUAAUCGACAUUUUGAACGAAAAAACAGAAAGUGAAAUCUUAUUCGUCGAGCCUCCAAAAAUGAUAGAAGAACUGACUGAAGCUGGCGAUCACUCUUGA
Messenger RNA from Oikopleura dioica, 1674 nucleotides. NCBI's taxonomy places the organism in Eukaryota, Metazoa, Chordata, Appendicularia, Copelata, Oikopleuridae. The record is from the annotation of a GenBank genome assembly.